Messenger RNA from Papaver somniferum (opium poppy), 2530 nucleotides. Its product is annotated as protein kinase PINOID-like. Gene Ontology annotation, biological process: protein phosphorylation. The transcript has 2 exons. Gene Ontology annotation, molecular function: ATP binding; protein serine/threonine kinase activity. NCBI's taxonomy places the organism in Eukaryota, Viridiplantae, Streptophyta, Magnoliopsida, Ranunculales, Papaveraceae. The coding region runs from base 830 to 2263 and encodes 477 amino acids. Gene Ontology annotation, cellular component: cytoplasm; nucleus; plasma membrane. The record is from RefSeq and is a predicted model, not a curated record.
CGAAAGAAAUAAAACAAAGCUGGAUUUUCACUUCCUUCAAAAACUAAGACAGACUGAGAUAACUAGUAUAAACACUGUGAGGACAACUCUCAUCUCAUCCCCCAACUCAAUUCAUAAACCCUAGAAAUAGUUAAUGUUAAGUGUAUACAGGAAGCAAAAGCUAAGGGAGACUCUUUUAAUGGUGGUGGGAGGGGAUUUCAAGUUUCAAUGUAUAUUGCUGUGUUGAGGUUGUUCUAAACAGAAUGCAGUGUUUAAUGGCGAAAGUGACGGGUGUUUAUUGAAAAAAACGAAUCUUAUUUUCAUGUUAUAUUGUCGAGAAUUUAAGCUGAAGGUGUAGCAGGCGAUUAUUCUCUUCUUCCUCCUCUUCUUCAAAUUUACUGUGGAGAGAAUCAUUUUUCUUUUUUUGUUUGUUCUCUCUUUUUUUCUGGGUUAUAUCACUGUCGGUAUUUUUGAUUUUUCAUCUUAGUAUCUGAUUCAUUUUCAGAAAGAAAAAUUACAAAAUAACGUCUUAAACCAAAUCCAGCUCAAAUCUUCACUCAGUCUGUCUAGUCUUCUUCUUCUUUUUAUCAUUUUCCGAUUCCCAACAGUUUAUUAAUAUUCCAGGUUCUUCAUCUUUUCUUCUAGGUUCUUCAUGCUUUCAGUAGUCAUUUCAGAAGUUUAAGUUUUAUAAGUUCUUGAAAAGAAAGAUUUAUAUUCAAAGUAGUUCUCUUUUUUUUUGACUGAAAGUAUCUUAAAAAAACAUCAAUCCUUUUAAUUAUUCUAAGAGUUUCAAAAAUGUCACUUUAAAUAGUCCCUUCAGAAGUCACUAGUUUUAUCAUCUUCAAGAAAAAUGUUUGAUUUUCCUCCAGAUUCAGAAGGUUCUGAAACCACAUUAACAUCAUCAAGUCAAAGCUCAAUGAGUUGUGAAAGUUGUAGUAGUUUCAGUAAUUUCUCAUUUGAUACAUUAGAUACUCAAACAAUCAAAACUCCAUAUUCUUCAUCAUCACCGGAGUAUAAUUCCUCAUUAAAACCACACAGAUCAUCAGAUGUAGCUUGGGAAGUUAUUCGUUCAGCUAUAUUCCGAAACAAAAAUGCUCUGAAUUUCAAAGAUUUUAAAUUAGUUCGUCGGAUUGGAAGUGGUGAUAUUGGCCAUGUUUAUCUCUGUCGUCUCAAAGAAAUUCACAAUAACAAUGAUAAAGAAGAUGAUGUAAACAGCAAUUAUUAUGCAAUGAAAGUUGUUGAUAAAGAAGCAUUAGCAGUGAAAAAGAAAUUAACAAGAGCUGAAACAGAGAAGAGGAUAUUAAAAAUGUUAGAUCAUCCAUUUCUUCCUACCCUUUAUGCUGAAUUUGAAGCUUCACAUUUCUCCUGUGUUGUCAUGGAGUAUUGUUCUGGUGGUGAUUUACAUUCUCUCCGUCACAAACAACCAGGAAAACGUUUCUCUUUGAGCUCCGCAAGGUUUUAUGCGGCGGAAGUUCUUGUUGCAUUGGAAUACCUUCAUAUGUUAGGCAUCAUAUACAGAGAUUUGAAGCCGGAAAACAUUUUAGUCAGAUCAGAUGGUCAUAUCAUGUUAUCAGAUUUUGAUCUUUCUUUAUGUUCAAGUGCAAUCCCAGCCGUUGAAUCACCUGCUUCAUCACCUUUCAAUAACAACAAUUCGUCGUCUAAUUCCUGCACAGCCAUCAAUCUCUAUCAGAAACCAUCCACAGCCAAGUCAUUGUUCUGUUUCGGCGGAAAAAACAGGUCAUUCCGGUCGUCAAGAAAAGUACGGACAAUCUCCGCAACAACGAACAGACAAUUUGUAGCUGAACCAGUUUCAGCAAGAUCAUGUUCAUUUGUUGGGACCCACGAAUAUGUAUCGCCAGAAGUAGCUAGCGGGAAAUCACACGGCAAUGCUGUUGAUUGGUGGGCGUAUGGGAUUUUUAUAUAUGAAUUGAUUUAUGGGUUUACUCCAUUUGCCGGUGAAACUAAUGAAAUGACAUUGAGAAAUAUUGUCAAGAAAAAGUUAACCUUUCCGACUGAGUCUCCGGCGAGUAUGUCUGAGUUACAUGCCCGGGAACUGAUUUCUGAGUUAUUGGUUAAAGAUCCAGAGAAAAGAUUGGGUGUGAAAAGAGGUUCAGCUGAGGUGAAAACGCACCCAUUUUUCAAAGGCUUGAAUUUUGCAUUGGUCCGGUCAUACCCACCUCCCGGAAUCCCGUCACUGAAGCCAACAGCAGCCAGAAUUUCAACAUCUUCCUGUCAAAAUGCAAAUGUCAAGAAGAACCAGUCAACGGUGUUUGACUUCUUUUAGUAAAAUAUAAGAACAGUUUUUCACUGACAUAUGGCUGUGAUAGUUUUAGCCAUUAGAUGAUGAUGUUUGACUGUUUUUGCCACCACCAGUAGUUACAGUGGUUUAUGAUAUGUAAUUUAGACUUAUAAGAAUAGCCCUCUAGGUGUAGGACUUUUAUUGUUUUCUCUUCUCUGUGUAUGCUUUAAAUAUGUAGCCUCUAGUAGUAGAUUAACAUGAUGUCAUAUAUCCAGAAGCAAAAAAAAAGAAAAAAAAUGGUAAUAUUGUUCU